Messenger RNA from Oryzias melastigma (Indian medaka), 5122 nucleotides. RefSeq names its product transmembrane protein 132C. The record is from RefSeq and is a predicted model, not a curated record. Bases 666 to 3905 code for a protein of 1079 amino acids. The transcript has 10 exons. NCBI's taxonomy places the organism in Eukaryota, Metazoa, Chordata, Actinopteri, Beloniformes, Adrianichthyidae.
CACAUCCCCACGACGGAGCUCCUCUCUGACCCCCAAACUUUCUUCUCCAACAGUUUGGAACAAAAGAAGACAAAAUCAUAAUUUUCGGUAAUAUUAUUAGAGCUGGCAGCGAAUAACUGGAGGAUGUGAACCCCUCACCCUCCCUCCCGAAACGCACCGCACAAACGCGCGCACUUGUAAUCCCCCCUCAGUUUCUGCAGCAGCGUCCACGGCCACGGGGCGCAGACGGGCUGCGGCGUGGACGGAUGCCACUUCAUCACCGCGCGCCUUCCGAUCCCCCGCACGCCGACUUCUCCUCAUCUGACUGCUGGGAAAGUUGCGGGACUUUAAAUCCCGAUUUUUGCUAAAUAAAACCCAAUUUGAACUUGUAGCUCUGCAACGGCGGAAGGAGGGAAGAAAAAAGAAGGAGGGAACAGUUGGUAAUGCUGGGAGGAAAACUGACAGGGAUUCUUUUCCAUUCGGGAUAAACAUCUGAUUGAGUUUGGAGUCGUCUGGUUUACGUCGCUGGAUUUUGGGAAUAAAAGGAGGAAUGGUUGCGUCGCGCGCACGGAGGAGAUCCGCUCCGAGGGAAUAAACAGUGCGCAAAGUUGCGCCCUUUUCCCUUGAGGGAGUUACCCGCAGGUCUGAUCCGAACGAGCGCGAGCCCGCAGAGGGAAAAAAGAGAGAUGGGGACGCGCCAGUGCGUGGGACUCACCGCACUUCUCCUGUGCACAGUGGUGGACAGCAAGGUAAUCCUGGAUGGCCUGCAGAGGUACGGCCCUACACCCAUGUAUCUUCCUGUCAGCUACCAGAUCCUCAAUGCAGAGUCAGCGUUCUUCUUACUUGAGGCCAACCAGGACAUAAUGAGGAACUCUAGCCUCCAAGCCCGAACUGAGUCCUUCUUCAUCCAUCAGGCCCGACAGAUGCCCUUUGUCAAUGCUAGCUAUGGACCACUGUCUGUCCAGCAGCCUGUUCCUCUUGAGAUGCUACAAACGCUGCCCGGGCCGUUCAACACGCCGCCCUUAACGUCAUCGUCAGUGCCAACACCAGCAUCUUUAUCUCCUCUAUUUACAUUCAACUGGAAGGUCCACACCUACAUUAUCAGCGAGCAGAUUCACCCGAGCUGGCCCAAGGUUCAGGUGUUGUUCUACAUCGCAGGCAGAGACUGGGAUGAUUACAGCACCGUCCAAAAAUUACCCUGUGUCCGGAUGUUUGCCUUUCAUGAGACCCAAGAGGUGCGCGGAUCGUGCAAGCUCAAAGGGGAGCUGGGGAUAUGCGUUGCAGAGUUGGAGCCCUUGGCCAGCUGGUUCAGUCCACCUACUGUGAGGCCUGGCAGGCAGAAGAUGUCCGAGCAGGUUCAGGGCACACCUGUGGAGCUCUACUACAUCGUUCAAAGCACAGACAGUGGAGAGUGUAGCUCAGAGGAUUCAAGAAAGAGUAGCCCGGUUCACACAGAACCUCAGAGACCCAUGGCCUACUUUGCAGGGCAUACACCCAUGCAGCGGAUUGGAAGUGUCAGGCUGUUCCAGCCCCUGUCAGAGCUGAAGCUGGACAAUAACUUUGUGGUGAUGGCACCUUCCAAACCCAUCAAGCAGAGGGAAACCAUUUCAACCUUUCUGGCCCUGUCCACAUUUUCGUCGGUACAUAUUUUCACCCUCAGGGUCAAACUGAAAGAUGGCGUGGCCUUCCUGGGAGCCAGAGCCAGCAACCCCGUUGUGUGGACAGUGAGCCAGGACGUCCGAAGCGAAGGCCACAGGGUUGUGACACUGCACUGCCACAGGAAGGAGAACAGCUUCAGUCAAAGAGUGGAGGCUGUGGGAUACCAGAAAGUGCUGCAGGUAGACCUGGAGGUGAACGGCCUGAUGAUGAAUCAGGGGGUGCGGGAGGUGACGUGGCAGGUGGAGUAUCCGCUCACCCGCAGCCUGACCACCGAGGUGCAGACCCUCAUCCGUCUGGCACCGCAGGACCUUGGCGGGAUCGUUCCACUGGCGAUGGACACCGAGAUCCUCAACACAGCCAUUCUGACAGGUCGAACAGUGGCUGUUCCAGUGAAGGUGGUCACUGUGGGGACAGAUGGAGCAAUUUCUGACAUCACAGAGUCUGUGGAGUGCAAGUCGACAGAUGAACAGGUUAUUAAGGUGUCGGAGCGCUGUGACUAUGUGUACGUCAACGGAAAGGAGACCAGAGGAAGGAGCAGGGUGAUGCUCAACUUCACCUACAGUUUUCUGAGUGCGCAGUUGGAGAUGAGUGUGUGGAUGCCCCGCUUACCGCUGCUCAUAGAUGUGGCCGACCCUGAGCUCAGUCAGAUCAAAGGCUGGAGAGUUCCAGCAAGUGCAGGAAGCACGAGGUAUGAGAGAGUCACCGACAGCAAAGACGCAGAUGCGGCAGACGACCGGACGGACAGCUCCUGUGGACCUCAGUACCAGAGCACCACUCUGCGUGUCCUCACGCAGUUUGUGGCCGAUUUGGGGGAAAUGAAAGGAGUCUCCGAGGACGAUGGGACAGAUCAGCAGAACUUCCUCCUUGGUACCGACUGGCAUGUGGACAUGACGCAACUUGUCAAGGAAUUCUUGAGGGUGGAGGAACCAAGUAUCGUUGAACUGCUGAAUGGUCAAGUGCUGAUUGGACGCCGUGCCGGAGCCACCAAACUACAGGUGCGGUCUCCUCUGACAUCUACGGUCUUGGCUGAGAGGAGCAUCCGGGUCACGGAUGACAAAGUGAGUGUGACAGAGCUCGGGGUGCAGUUGGUGUCUGGACUCUCCCUGUCCUUGCAGCUCAGUCCCGGGAGCAACAGGGCAAUCGUUGCCACUGCGGCAACACAGGAAGUCAUGGAAUCCCCAAAGCAGGAGGCUCUCAUCAGUUCUUGGCUCCAGUUUAGUGAUGGAUCCAUGACUCCACUGGACAACUACAACGCAGCUCAUUUUACCCUGGCAGCCGCCUCUUUGGACGAACAGGUGGUGGAAGUGCAGCGCAGUGAAGUGUGGAAGUGGCCCAUUGUCGUAGCCAAGGGGGAAGGUCAAGGUUUGCUUGUGCGUGUUGAAAUGAGCUCAUCAGAGGUCUGUCAGAAGGGCAAACGGCGUACGACUUUGGCCACCGGCAUAGUAAAUGUUCAGGUGAGGUUCGGUCAAUCGGAGGAGCGAUACAGACAACCCGGAGACAGAAGAACACGUCCAGAUCCUCCGUAUUACGGUGGAUCUAUAUCUGACAUGGAGACUGGAUUGAUAAACCGUGGAGCCACUACCAUUAGAGGCCAGGUUCCAAUGAAGCCCAAUGGGGGCCGUUUAUCGGCAGACAGAGGGGCAAGAGUCCCAAACCAGUUUCCUGAAUACCCAAACCAAGCCGAGCUCCCCCGAAGCCGCAGCACCGACGAGGACUUGCUGCCGUCACGACGAGGCCUGACGGAUUUGGAGAUCGGAAUGUACGCACUGCUGGGGGUCUUUUGCCUGGCCAUUUUGGUUUUUCUUAUCAACUGCAUCUCUUAUGCGUACAAAUACCGCAACAAACAGAUGUCUCUGGAGGCCCCGGAGACGAUGCCUCAUGCCCAUGACUGGGUCUGGCUCGGACAAGAAGAGGGGCUGUGCCUGCAGCAGCAGCAGGAGGAGCUGAGCGGAACGCUGGAGGAGGGUAGUCAAUUAUUAAAUGGGGGCGUGCAGCACGGCCGCGCCAGCGGAGGUGGAUGUGGCUCGAGUGGAAAGGAUCACCGGAGUGAGUCACUUAACUCACCCACCACCAAGAGAAAGAGGGUGAAGUUCACUACUUUCUCAAACGUAAAGUCCAGUAAUGGAUGUCCAGUACUCAGCCCACUAGCGCUGGUGCAGACCAGCGAGAUAAAAUGGGUCUGUCCAGACAUUGAGCUCGGGGACUCAAAGGAUCUUAGAAACUACAUGGAAAAGCUUAACGAGAAUGCAAUUAAGAACACUGCAUAAGAGGUACGGGGUGUUUUCAACAAACUGCAGAGAAACUCACCUGAAUGCCUUCAGAAAACGGAAGGAGGAAAAGGAAGAAGGGGUGAGGACACAAACAUGUGGCUGUUGUUUAUUUGUACAUCUCCACAUUAAAAUAGAAUAGUGGACUCAGCCGCAGUGACCGUUCUGAGAGAGUCAAGCAACAAUUUUUCCAGACACGUUUUGCCACGACAAAUUAACACCAUGCUCAAAAGGGGGAAUUGUGAACAUGGUUUUGUUGCUUUUUUUGUUUUUUGUCUGUAUUUAAGUUAAUACUCAUUUCCCAUUUCUAUGUCAGUGCAAAAUCUAACAUUUUAAUGUUUUUUUAUUGUUUUACUAAAGCAUUUUUUUGUACUUUUUGAACUCCUUUUCUAACUUUUCCCCCCAGAUUGUAUGUAUUCUCCUCAACACGGGCAGGCAGAUCUAGAUUCUAGAGCAGGAGUUUCAACCAGUCUUUUAUUGUAUAUAAAAGUAGAGUUUGAUUUGUUGAUACUAUGUGUAGUAACAUCUUGUAAAGUGUUGUUUUUAUUUAAUUUUUUAUGUUUUCUGGUUUUGAUUUAGUUUGUUUUUCAGUCUCCAGGAAGCAGAUCUGUGCAUGACGUUGUUAAAGGCGAGGAUUAUGUUUCUGAUCUGGUAUACAGACUCAGAAAGUGUAGAUAAAUUAAAAACCUGUGAGCUUGGAGACAAGUCCGUCUAAUUAUUAUCAUGAUCAUUCAUAACGUGAGGACUUGAAAUUGUUUAAUACUAUUAUUGUUAUUAUUUUUUUUUCAUCAUAAGUUGUUUAUUUGUGAUGACUGCUCCUCCCCCUUUGUAUAUGUCACAUCACGUAGGCUUGUCUGUACAAAAUCAAAUGACCUCAUGUCGCAAUUAUGUCAGAGCAAAUUACACUCAUCUGCAUAAUCGUGAGUAUCAAGACAAUCACAUACAAGAAAAAGAAUUCCCAGUGUUUUCAUCACAAUACAACUAGUUUGGUCGAAAUUAGCAGAUUAAAAAAAAAAGAUGGGAAAACUGUGAAUGCCAUUUUGGAUCCUAGUAAAGACAAUUUAUAAAAGAGUUCUGAAAAACUGUGAAAUCAAUGACCAUAUCUGAUCUAUUACCCUUCUUCUGUUGUAUGGCAGUAUUAGUCAAGUUCAUCCUUUUCUACUGUGUCUCUGUUUGAAAAUUGGCUGCUGACUUAUUAAAAUUGAAGGUGACUCUUA